AUGGCUAACAUAAUGGUCAUAUUUCAAAUAGAGCCGAAGAAAGUUGAUGAAGCCUUGAAAGACUCUAGUUGGGUACAAGCUAUGCAAGAAGAACUUGAUCUGUUCGACAAAAAUCAAGUAUGGACAUUGGUGCCCAAGCCAGCAAAUGCGGCAAUCAUUGGAACUAAAUGGGUAUCUAGAAACAAGUUGAAUGAAGAAGAAAAGGCUACCUUCAUAUGUCAGACAAAAUACACGAAAGAAAUGAUACAGAAGUUUGGAAUAAGCAAUGAAAAGGCUCUUGGAACCCUUAUUAGCCCAUCUACCACCCUUGACAAAGAUGAGGAAGGAAAACCGAUAGAUGCAUUAAAAUAUUGUGGGAUGAUUCGGUCACUACUUUACCUUACUGCCAGUCGACCUGAUAUCAUAUUUAGGGUGUGUAAAUAUGCCAGAUAUCUUAUUGGAACUACAUCACAUGAACUAUGGUAUCCUCAUUGUAACAAUUUUAAGCUUGGAAAAUUCGCAUAUGUAGAUCUUGCAGGGGAUAAAGAUGAUAGAAAGAGCACAAGUGGAACAUGCCAAUUGCUGGGAAAAUCACUUAUCUCCUGGAAUAGCAAGAAACAAGGAUCAGUUGCACUAUCCACAACAGAAGCAUAA
Molecule: messenger RNA, 633 nt
Organism: Nicotiana tabacum (common tobacco)
Lineage: Eukaryota; Viridiplantae; Streptophyta; Magnoliopsida; Solanales; Solanaceae
Source: RefSeq, a predicted model, not a curated record